AAAUCAGUAAAAAAAACACCAAGACCAACUGAAAGUUUAUGAAAAAUCAUUUUUUGGCAAAAUAAAAAUAGAUUUCGAUGAAUUGCAUAUUUAAUAAAACGCAAUCAGUUUUCUUUCUUUUAAAAUCAAUAUCCCCAACCAUCCCCUGCAUAUGCGUUAUGAACCUGUUUUAAGAAAGAAAAAAGGAUUUUUAGUGCCAUAAAAUGACUAUUUCAGACAACAAUGACGAAGGAUCGUGUGCUAUCAAUGGUUUACCUGAUGAAUUAUUGUUGUAUAUUUUCAAAUGUUUACCUCUGGAAACUUUACUUGCAUGUGAAAAUGUGUGUAAACGUUGGACUAAGCUAGCUCAAGAUUCCACAGUAUGGAAACGUAUUGUAUUAAUAUAUUCUGGUAAGCCUGGACAAAGUGAAAUAAGUGAGAAAAAUCUAGAUAUUAUAACUUCACAUUCUGAAUACAUCUAUUGUUUGAAGAUACAGUAUGUUUAUAAUUAUUCAGUCAUAAAAUCUGUGAUAGACCAGUGUAAAAAUCUAAUUAGUCUGGAAUUAGUAAUGUGCAGAGUUGGUAAAGAGUUUGAAGAUGACAUUUUAAAAUGGCCAAAGUUAAGAAAAAUAAGUUUAAAGAACUCAAUUUUACUUUUGAAUAAUCUAGAUUUACUAAUACAAUUUGACAAGUUUAAAGAGUUAAAUUACUUAGCCCUAUCUGAUUUUGGUUUGAACUCUAAUAAUUGUUUUACCUUAUUGCAAUGUAAUCACUUAAGUCAUAUUUUUAUUGAAAAGAUUAGAGAUUUGGAUGUAGAUUUUAUAAAGAUAUUAAUUUUAUCAAGGCAGAGUAUACUGGAGAUAUUGCACAUAUAUGGCGGAAGUUCUGUAAAUGAUAGCAUCUUGCAGUUGCUAUCUCAGUGCCCACAGCUAAAAGACUUAGCUAUUAUAAGAUGCGAAAGUUUAUCAGAUGGAGGGUUACUUUCCUUAACAUCCUUAAAAAGAAUAGAGCAUUUGCAGAUCUGGAACAACAACAAUUUUUCUGAAUUAGCUUUUCUGAAAACUUUGUCCAGUUCAGCACUACUUCCUCUGGAAAGUUUAAGUUUAUCUAGAAUACAAAAUGUCACACCAGCUAUUGUGGAUCUGAUAUCUGAACAUUAUAAAAAUCUUAAAUUUCUAGCUUUAUAUCAGUGUCCUAAUAUUAUCAAUACAGACUAUGAAAGACAGCUGAAGUCUAAAUUCAGAAAUAUUGAUGUUGUCCUUUUUUGAAAAUAUUAUAAGUGUAAUAAAAGACCAUAUAAAUCCACAAACGAAGUAUAUUCACAGUAUAAAUAAUGGCAUUUUCAUAAAUCAGAAAAGAAAUAAAAAAUAAAAACUAGUUGUAAUGCUUUAACAAUUAUGAUUGUGAAAAAUCUGUACAAAUAUUUAAUAUAAAACUAUGUUGUACUAAAAUUAAUUAAAUUUUUAGGUAACUUUAAUCAUAAUAUUAGCAUAUUAAGUGCCUGCCCAUAUAGCAUUGUCAUUCGUUCACAGCCACCAUACUGCCACCAGCACUUCUCAUUUCAUGAAAGUAUACUUAUAGUGAUUUAUAUGUAUAAAUCAAGCAAUACAGGUGAUGAUAAUUUAUAAGCAACAGAUUAUGGAUACACAUUUUAUUAAAAAUACAUUUAUUCCAAUAUAUUUACUAAUAUUACAUUAUCAUAGGCGUUUUUUUAAAAACAUCACCACCAGGUCCCAUCCAGUGCUACUUAUGACACUCAAUAUGCUAAAGACACAGAUACUGGUGAUUAAAAUUUUAGUCACCCUUAAAAUAUUUAAUAACUUAAAACUAUUUUGCUCUUCACACAGCUAAUUUAAAUCUAUUUUUCACAGCUUGUUUAAUGAAGGAUAAAACAAUGUGUAUAUCCUUGGGGACUUGCUAUUUCUUCUUCUUCUUUCUGUUUAUAAACUCUACUAAAGUAGGUAUCUACAUUGAACUAACAUUUUUUUUUUGCUAAAUUGCUAUUUACUUCUAGACAUAUUCUAUAGUUAUCUACUUAUGAAAAAAAUAACAAGAUGUCUAUGAAUUAAUGUGUUGCUUUAUUGAGCCACUUAUGAAUAAAACUCGUAUAAAAAUGUGAUGUACUUAGUUCAUUAUUCUACAAGUGGAAUAUGAUGUUAGUUUGUGUUAUAAAAUGUGAAUUGUAAAUGUUAAUUGAGAAGACGCUAAAUAGAAGUAAUUAUUAUCAUUUUGAAAUAUCUGUAACUUUUUGUUAUUUCAUCUUAUCACAGCAACACCAAUAUAAGUAUACAUAUUAUAUGAAGUACCUAAGUUUUUCCAAAUAUAUACUGAUAUUUAUGUAAAUGCUUCAUUGAGCCACUCAUAGAUCAAACUUUUAAUAAAAAUGUGAUGCAGUCUAAUAUGGUACAAUUUGAAUUAAUUACUGUUGUUAAUGUAGGUACUUAAUGUGUUUUUGUAUUAUAAAAUUGUUGAUGUCAAUUGUCAAUGUAAAUGAUGCUAAAUAUUAGAAGUACAUAGUAAUAAUAAUAUUUAACA
Maniola jurtina (meadow brown) is the source of this 2514-nucleotide messenger RNA. RefSeq names its product F-box/LRR-repeat protein 2-like. The transcript has 2 exons. Bases 204 to 1247 code for a protein of 347 amino acids. Gene Ontology annotation, biological process: SCF-dependent proteasomal ubiquitin-dependent protein catabolic process. Gene Ontology annotation, cellular component: SCF ubiquitin ligase complex. Gene Ontology annotation, molecular function: protein binding. Lineage: Eukaryota; Metazoa; Arthropoda; Insecta; Lepidoptera; Nymphalidae. The record is from RefSeq and is a predicted model, not a curated record.